Molecule: messenger RNA, 3249 nt
Organism: Fusarium sp. VM40
Lineage: Eukaryota; Fungi; Ascomycota; Sordariomycetes; Hypocreales; Nectriaceae
Source: the annotation of a GenBank genome assembly
AUGGACCUCAGCGAUUUGGGCACGACGACAUCUGCCGUCAAAGAAGACGACGACGAUAGCAACUGGAUGUCGCAAGCUGACCCUUUCCCAUCAACGCCCACUGCAAGCCCUGGAGCUAGCCGGUCUGCUGGCGGGGAUCAGUUCGCCAGCGACAACUGCGACACUGACCAGGACCAUGAUGCACCCACGGCCAGUUUGCUGAAAUUCGCUGACGUCCCUGGCCUACCGUUCAACCCCGGUUCAGCCAAUCCCUUCACUCGCGCCCCAGAUCCUAAUUCCAGCUCCCUCACUUCCUCAUCCUCCGUUAUCGACACGACGACAACUUAUUUUGACUCACCUGCUGCCAAUUCUUCAACAGCCAACACGACCCCAAAUGCAUCCGCCGCAGUGACCCCAGCCGCGACAAGAACCAAAACGCCAUCAUCAUCAACAUCAACAAACACCCUUCUCCCGUUCCCUACUCCAACGUCACCCCUACCAUCCUCUAGCCUUCGCAAGACCUCGCCCGGAUUGGCUGCCAGGCUUAAAGCUCUCGGCUUUGGUUCGCAAAAACCUUCCGCGCAAUCCAUCACGCCCCAAAACGAUCGCAUAGGUCGUCUAAACGAAGAGCAACUCCGACAGCUCGACGAGAAGCACCAAGCAGGCUCGGUCAAAGCCAUCAUCGCCCGGCGCGGUCGCCCGUGGAAGGGCGCCGGCGCUUCUACCUCACCAAAGCCCGUCGCCCACGAGCCCACUAUUGAACUACCGCCCUACAAAGUCGAAGAUUACGAGUCUGCUGUAGCCCUGCUGCCUGAGAUUCAGACACCCGAGCCCCUGGAAAUGGACACUCAAAAGUACCGUCUCCCUGACCACACCAACGGCAAUGGGACAAAGGUCACCCUCGAUACUCGCCGUGAGCACCUCGAGCGCAAUACACGACCGCCAUCUCCUCAAAGCGCAGACCUUCCUCCGCCACCACCCCCAAAAGAUACACCUCCGGUCGCGAGUCUUUCGCCCACUACAUCUCCAAACGAUUACGUCCCAAGCCUAAACUCGUACUUCACACCUGGUCACAACCGUCCGGGCUCUAUAUAUACACUAUCUCGUGCCUCUUUUGCCUCUCAGCUAGCUCAGUUAACGUCACUGAAGCUCCCAGACGCCGAAUCGCUAGCAAGCCAAGUGAAUGCCAUUCCCACGGCGCAAGUUGCUGCAAAAGCACUUAUCAAUGCUGCCGAACAAAUCAGAAGUUGGAUAUCCAAGGCAUCCGAGGUUGUGGAAGGCCUUGAUAGCGAAGAUGAUGUCGAGUGGGCUGCUGCUGGUGGUCGCGAAGGUCUGGCCGAAGUGGAAAUGGCCAUCACACGCUUUGAGGAGCUUGUCAAAGCUUAUGUCGGAGCUAUCGAACAGCUCCAGAAUAGAAAAGAUAUUGCGAACGUAUCCAUGCAAGAUCUGACCCGAGCCGUUUCGCAGAUGGAGUCAGUCAUCCAGGAAUGGAGCAAAAUCCGCAGAACAUUACACAUUGUGAGGGCGCAAGUGGAAAUAGCUAUGGAGUGGGAGGAGCUUUGGAAUAACGUCCUUGGGGAUGUGCAAGGAGAAAUGGAUGAGCUCAGCAGACUGGUAUUUGAGAUGGAGGAACGACGCCACAAGAGUCUCAUGGCUGCCAGUGCGGAUACCGUUGAUAUUGGAGAUCUCGAGACAAUCGUUGAGGAGAAUCCUGUUCAUGCAUCUCGAUUACAGGCUCCGAGCCGCUACAGCCUUCCGGUCUUUCCAGUAACCCCCACUUCGCCUGACACGCCUACUCUGUCGCAGGACGACUCGAGUCUGCUGGCUCUGUUCGCCCGCAUGCAACCUUUGCGGGCCUCUCUUGAUUUCCUGCCAAUGCGAUUGUCCAUGUUCGAAGCGAGGGCUCAACGAUCAUUUCCCACAGCCUGUGAAGAGUUGAACAUGCGUCGUGAAGGACUUGACGCCAGCUACAAAAAGCUGGAGAAGGACGCCGAGUCGCUGCGCAAGGAGUUGGGUGAAGAUCGAUGGGUCAUCGUCUUCCGGGGCGCCGGUAGACAGGCGCAGAAGAUGCAAGAAUCCGUCGAGCGCUCUCUCUUCAAACUUAGAGAGGCUGCCGAUGCUGGGCUGCAUCUGACCAACCAACCGGUCAUGAUGAAGAAAUUGGAAAGCUACGAGGCAAAGAGAAUGCAUUACGGGCCAGCCAUUGAACGCGUUCUCUCCAUUAUUGACAAGGGUGUCAGUGAACGACUCACAGUCAACGGAGAAAUUCUACGCUUGCACAAUGACUUGCAAAAUCGAUGGCAGGCUCUGAAGGAACAGAUGAAGGAUGCCGAGUCAUUAAUCGAGGAUAUCCACGCGGAUAAAAGCCAUCAAUUACGUGACUCCAUCUCCAGCAUGUUGUCAAACGAUCGCUCGACCCUUGGUAGUGGACGCGAGACGCCAGGCAGCUCACCACCAUCUUCAGUCAUUAUGUCAAGCCUGGGAUUGGAUCCUCACACACCAAUGGCAAAGCCUCCAAAGGUGCGGGCCACACCGGGCGCUACCAAUCGACAAAUUCCUACAAACCGUCGCCACUCGUCACUGCCAGCACCAACAUCGCAGCCAGGUAGAAAACCAGGUUUCUCUCGUCUUUCCACCAUAUCCGCCUCCUCAUCCACUACCAACCUAUCCGCCAGCCAGAUCAAGCGACCAGACUCGAAGCUUGCACAUCGCCCACGUUGGAACGCCUCAACAAACACGGCGGAUGUUGACACUGGUCACAACUUCAAACCUCUCACACUAACAACACCAAGCCCGUACGCCAAGAGCCCUGUUGCUCAUAGAUCAGCUGGUUCGACUACUCCGAACUCUGGUAAUUCAAGACUGCCGACAUUGCGCAGCCCCCUUGGCCGGGCAUCUUCGGCAUCACCCAGAGUCGAUGAAACACCCACUAGAAGCGGACAUUCAAGACUUUCAUUCCGGGAAAGGCUAUCAUCCUCUAGUACGAACACACAGCCCUUGCCAAAGCCCCGUUUAGCCUCUCAUCAGUCAACGACGGCUCUCUCUGGUAGGCGUUCAUCUCUUAUGGCCUCCAGAUCCAUUGGGGUUGAUGGAGACAACCGACCAAGCAGACCUGCUAGCUCUCUCGCUACAGCAUCGAGGAGAAUUAGUCUUCUCCCUCAGCCAAGAUCAGAAACAGGGCGGGCCAGCCCCGCUGCCAUUGCGGGUGCUCGAUCGGCCAUGCGUAAACCAGCUGAGCCAAAGGAUUCAAAACCAAGGUGGAGGCAUUGA